Molecule: messenger RNA, 2283 nt
Organism: [Torrubiella] hemipterigena
Lineage: Eukaryota; Fungi; Ascomycota; Sordariomycetes; Hypocreales; Clavicipitaceae
Source: the annotation of a GenBank genome assembly
AUGGGUGCCGACGCCGCCAUUUCCUCUGGCCACGAGGCUUACAACCCCGACGGUCAGGUCGUGGAGAAGCGAGGACCUGGCGUCGACGACUACGAGACCAAGUCUAUCUCCAGCCAGGAAGAUGAGGCCAUCACGGAUCUCUUCACCAGCUUCCCCCCCAUCAAGGGCGCCGCUCCUGAGCUCAACCCUCUGACCUUUCGCGCUGUCUUCGUCGGCGUUGUUCUCGGUUCUCUAGUUAACGCUUCCAACGUUUACCUUGGUCUCAAGACUGGCUUCACCUUCAGCGCCACCCUUUUCGGCGCCAUCUUUGGUUAUGGUGUCAUCACCCUUCUCUGCAAGGCUCUCCCCAACACUCCUGUUCUUGGUAUGCCUUUUGGUCCUCAGGAAAACUCCAUCAUCCAGGCUGCUGCCAGUGGUGCUGGUGGUAUUGCUGGUCCUUUUGUUGCCGGCUUCCCCGCCAUGUACCGUCUCGGUGUCAUGACCAUUUCCGCAGACGGCCAGACAACACUUCCACAACAGCCCAAGAGCGACUACGGUCGCAUUGUCAGCAUUACAGUCAUCUGCGCCCUCUUCGGUCUCUUCGCUGCCAUCCCCCUCCGCAAGUUUUUCAUCAUCAACGUCGCCCGCGAGCUCAACCUUGUCUUCCCGACCCCUACAGCCACCGCCCUGAGCAUCCGCUCCAUGCACGCUGCUGGUACUGGUGCUGCUGAGGCUGCCAAGAAGAUCAAGGCUCUCUGCGCUGCCUUUGCCGGCGCCAUCACCAUCAUUGUUGCCGGAUCCUACGCUGAUGGUAUUUUGCACAACUGGCACCCCUUCACCUGGUUCUACCUCUGGGGUGGACGCAAGAACAGGACCCUCAUGGCUAUUGAAAGCUGGGGCUGGUACAUUCAGCUUACUCCCGCCUUCUUUGGAUCGGGUCUUCUUGUCGGUAUGAACGCUGCUCUCUCAUGGUGGGGUGGUACUUUCGUGGCCUGGGCCAUUAUUGGUCCUGUCUUAGUUUACUACGGCGAAUGCAAGGGUAAUGGCGGCGACGACGAAGGCUGGGAAGGUCUUGUCGACUACAACUCGCUGAAAAAUCUCGCAAAGCCGGGCUAUGUAGCAUCGCCUCGCUUCUGGAUGCUCUGGCCUGGUGUCGUUGUUCUCAUUGUUUACAGCUUGGUGGAGUUCGUCAUGCAUAUCAACAUUGUCUGGGACGGUCUUGUUUACGCUUUCCGCUCCAUUUGCGCAUCUAUCCAGGCUCGAAGCAAGUCACCCAACUCCGACUCCUUCAUUGCCAGACAGGCCGCCAAGAUCAACAACGACAGCAGUCUUGUUGAAGAUUUCGCUACCAAGGACCAGCAGGUUCCCGGCUGGUUGUGGUCGAUUGGUGCUCUCGUCAUGGUCGUCGUUGCUAUGCUUGUGUGCCACUUUGAGUUCGGCAUGAACCCUGGCCUGGCAGUCCUUGCUUGUGUUUUGGCCAUCAUCUUUGCCUUCCUGUCUAUCCACGGUGGUGCUGUCACUGAUAACACACCUCUUACCGCCUCCUCCAAGGCCUCCCAGCUUGUCUUUGGUGGUGUUACCAAGAACUCUGGCCAUACCAUCCUAGAAGCCCAACAGAUUAACCUCAUUGCUGGCAAUCUUGCUUCAGGAUGCGCCAACGUUGCCACGGAUCUAGUCAGCGAUUUCCGUGUUGGAUUCCUGCUCAAGACCCCUCCUAAGCUACAGUUUUAUGCCCAAGCUGUUGGUACCAUUGUUGCCAUCUUUUUGGCCCCGGCUAUCUUUGUGCUGUUCAUGGCUGCUUACCCUUGCGUCUGGGACCAGGCCGUCAUUGAAGAGUUCUCAAACACUCACCAGAAGUGUGCUUUCGCAGCACCUUCCGUUGCUGCUUGGGCGGCUGUUGCUCAGGCUGUUACCCUCCCUAGUAUUCCUAUUCCCCACAGCUGUGUCAUCUUCACCAUCGUCAUGGGUGUUGCUUGCGCUCUUCAAGCAGUGGUCAAGAACCUUUGGCUCACUGGACCUCGUGAGAAGUACCGCAACUACUUGCCCAACUGGAUGAGUAUUGGUGUCGCCUGGGUUAUUGGCACUGACAGUGGCUACGCCAACGCUGUCAUGGCUGGUGCUGUUGUUGCCCACUUCUGGAGGAGAUGGAACAAUGCCCAUUUUGACCUUUACGGCUAUGCUGUAGCUGCUGGUCUGCUUGCUGGUGAGGGUCUUGGUGGCGUCAUCAACGCUGCAUUGACACUGGGAGGCGUUUCUGGCGAUAAGAAGGGAACCAAGAUUGCUCUUCCCGGUGAAACGUGGUAG